This is a messenger RNA of Entrophospora candida, 2190 nucleotides long. Lineage: Eukaryota; Fungi; Glomeromycota; Glomeromycetes; Entrophosporales; Entrophosporaceae. The record is from the annotation of a GenBank genome assembly.
AUGUCAACAGAUAUAGUACCAGAUAACACCUUUACUCGAAUUGUGAUAUUAUAUGUUAUGAUAGCAGGAGCAGUAUUUCUUCCCUCAAACUUAUCAGAACUUCUUGAUCUUAUUAGACAAAGAUCAAAAUAUUCUCGUCCAUAUAAACCUGAAUUUAAUAUGAAGCAUAUCCUUGUCACUGGAGAUUUUGAUGGGACCAGUCUGUACGAAUUUCUACGUGAAUUUUUUUGUCAAGAUCAUGGUUUGGAUACAAUGAAUACUGAAGUUGUUGUGUUAAAUCCUGAAGAGCCAGAAGAUGAUAUUGCAUUAUUGUUAGAGGAUCCUGCGUUUACCACCAGAGUACAAUAUGUCAAAGGGUCAAUAACUUCACGUCAAAGUCUUGAGAAAGUUAGGCUUGAUAUCGCCAGUGUAGUAUUUAUAUUAUCUAAAAAAUUUUCUAAAAAUGAUGAUGAAGAUGAUGCAGCACAAAUAUUAAGAACAUUGGCUAUUAAGAAAUAUAAUAAUAAAAUACCAUUAUAUGCUCAAAUUCACUUACCUGAAAAUGUGCCACAUUUUGAUUUCUUGGCCAAUGAUGUGAUUUGUAUAGAUGAAAUAGCAAUGGGGUUAAUGGCUCAAAGUUUAAUAAUUCCUGGUUUCUAUUCACUCAUUGUAUUGUUGACAACUUCCGUCACUAAAAAAGUAACAAAUAAUUUAAUUUCUAGUGCAAAAAAGAAACAAGGAUUGCAUUGGGCACUUGAAUAUAUUAAUGGGAUUAAUCAAGAAAUUUAUGCUGUAACAUUCCCAAAGGAUUUUAUUGGUAAAACAUUUCUAGAAUGUUCAGAACUAGUUUAUAACCGAUUAGGGGCAGUUUUAUUUUCAAUUGGAAUUUACAGAAUAACACAAAGUUCCAAGGAAUCAUUUAAACAAUUACCACCAAACGCCUCACCAUUUCAAAUAUUUUUAAAUCCACAAGAUUAUGUUAUAGAAGGAAACGAGAUUGGGUUUGUGAUUUGUGAUAAUGCUGAGAUAACUAUUAAAAUGGCUCGAUUCGUUGAACAUGUUCAAACUCCCUACAAAUACACGAGUUUAUCUUUUAUAACUCAGUCUGCGCAUGAUUUAUUUGCAAAGAAAAACGGUGAAAGUAGAAAUAUUAAUGAUGAUACUCAAACUGAAAAUAAUUUAGAUCAUACAAAAUUAAAAAUUAAAGCUACUGGAGAUGACAUUGAUGACGGUGGAGAACCAUCGGAUUUGCAAUCAAAUGUGAUUGAUUCAGAAAUAAUACAAAAUAAUAUAGACAAUGCAGCUGCUUAUUGCUUCAAUGAAAAAUCAGAAAUUCCGCAUGUUAAAGAUCAUGUUUUAAUUUGUAAUUAUAGUGAAAAUUUUCCUGCUAAUCUUGACAUCUUUAUGAUGGUUCUCCGUGGGGAAAAAACUUCCACCAAACAUUCACCAAUAGUUAUCUUAUCUCCCAACGAACCCGAUGAUUACCAAAAAAGGUCUUUGUCAAAAUUUAAUCCUGUCCAUUUUAUUAAUGGAUCUCCUUUAAGAAGAAAAGAUUUGUAUAAAGCGAGAGUUAAUUAUGCAAAUAAAUGUAUUGUAUUAAGUGAUUCCUGUAGAUAUGAAGAAGCUUCUAAUGGAACUGCAGACGCUGUCUCGAUAAUGAUUGCUUUGAAUAUUGAAUCCAUGGCAGCAAAUGAAGAAUGUUUUGUGGUUGUAGAGUGUAUUUAUCGUGAAACAUUUAAGAUGAUUGGUGAAAGUGAUUCUGUAAAAAAUGAAGAAGAUGAUUAUGCUAUCGUAAAACGUCUUAUAUUCAGUCAUGACCCUUAUAAUAAAAUGUCAACUCCAAAAUUCAAUAAUGCUCAAGAUGAUGAAUGGCAAAGUUUGAAAAUUAGUUCUGGUCACAUGUAUCAAAUUGAUAUUCCUUCUUCAUUUAUUGGCAAGGAAUAUCAUUUAUUUUUUAAUUUCCUGAUUAAAGAACAUAAAGCUGUACCAUUAGGACUUUACAGACUUACUCAACAUGAAGCUGUACCAACCACCACAACUGUACCAACCACCACAACUGUUACCACCACAAUCACUACAACUGUUCCCAUCACCACCUCCACCACAACCACUACAACUGUGGCAUGUCUUACUCGUGGUCAACCUUGUGACCUUAGUAACCCUGGGGAAUGUUACAGUCUAGCAUGCAUUAGCGACUUCGGAUGUGCAUAA